Molecule: messenger RNA, 7569 nt
Organism: Caenorhabditis auriculariae
Lineage: Eukaryota; Metazoa; Nematoda; Chromadorea; Rhabditida; Rhabditidae
Source: the annotation of a GenBank genome assembly
AUGUCCUCUCGUUCAACUUGGAAACCAAGGAGUGGCGAAGAAUUGAGGUUUCUCUCUUUUUUUUUCAACCUUGGAAGUGACAUUCUUUCAGUUCCCAGCGUUGAAUGAGGACGAGAAUAUUGAGGAACAUUUGUUCGUUCAUGAUGGAAAGGCCUAUGCGCUUCUGUUCACGAACUUCGACGAUCUGAAGCUGCAGAAGCUCUUCCGAUGGAGUGGAGACGGUUUCGAGGAAGUUCCCUUAGAGGUUGGUUUCCAUCACAAUUCAUCAAGAAUAAAUUCAGUAAAGGCUAUGAAAAAGGGAAAGAUAGAAUGAAAAUUCAUUUCUUGAAGCGUUCCUAUGCAAAUUUGAAAAAAAAAAACUUUGAGAAUAGUAUUGAAACUGUCACGAAAAAAGACUCGAAGUAGGUGCUUUUUGCAACCGACUCAAACCGACUUGCGCUAAGAAGCUGCUAACAGCAUUAGAAACCCGACCGCGACGCUUCGAGUCAUUCUCAAUGCGGCCACACUGUUUCAAAUGAAAGUCUGACCAUCAGCUCAAAAACUGGCUGAUCAGGAAUACAAAAAUAUUGUAGUAUAGUACUUUUAAAUGACACUGAAGGGUAAUAUUUAUCAGUGGAGCACACUUUCUCCUUGUGGAAAGCUGAAGAUUUUUCAAAUGAUUCAGUGUUUCUUCAAAAAAAAAAGCUCGAACACAUAUUUUAACUUUUUUGUUUGAAGGCUCCGCCCGCUGAGUCGCAUCCCCAAGAGCGCCUGUGCUUCAUCGUCGCCGACGGCAGCACUUCUGAUGGCAAGCGGGUCAUCGUCAGCUCCCAGAACCACGUCUACACCUUCGACAUUCAGAAGGACGGCGCCAAGGCUGAAUUCGUCCAUACUGUUCCGGAGGAAGUCAAUCGCAUGGUUUGGCUUUUUUUUUGUUCUCAAAAAAUUCUUCCAUUAAAAAGUGAGAAUUCGCUAAUUUUCCACUUCUGGAGAGAGAUUUAUAACUCCAGAAAAAGGAUUUUUUUACUAGCAUAAAACUUUUUUUAGAAAAAGUGACGUCAUUUUCAAUUUGGUGACAUCAUAGUGAUGAAUAAGUGACGUCAAACAUUUUCUCGAUGAUGAAAUCCGUCAGAUAUUUCAUGACGUCAUCAUUUUGAAAUUAUCCGAUGACGUCAUAAUAAAUCAAUGACGCCUUGAAAUUUUCCUUGAUUGUGAAAAAAAAAACUUCCUUGUUUUUAUGACGUCAUUUUUUCCAAAACGAGUGACGUCAUGAAUCAAGGGGAAUAUUCAUCAUCAGGUAUUCAAAAACCUGAUGAUUUUUAAUUUUGUUAGGAAAGUUUCUGACGUCACCAGUAACUAUAAAAUUGAAUCAUGACGUCAUUAGAUUUUCAAGUGACGUCAGAACGAAAACUUUUUUUUUCUGAUUCUAAAAUUUUAAUGUCAUUUCAAAAUAGUUCGAGUCGAAAAUUGCUACGAAGAUCUCUAAACCUCUCAUUUAUCACACUAUUUCGCCAAUUGUGUUAGGGUUUCUUUGAAUAUUGUCUCAAGUCAGCGGUGAACGGACUAUUAACCUUUUUAGCUAGAAGUUUUCAAUUUUUUCCAGGUUUUAAAAAACAAUGGUAUUUCAGCGAGGAAAAGCCCUGUCGGCAGCGGUAAUCGAAGACAAAGUCGUCAUUUCUUACGGUGUCCACGGCUGCGGCUUCAUGUGGCAAAACGGAUUCCUCCUCAUCGUUGAUCUCAAAGAGAAGAGCUCGAAGAAUGUUGAGGUGAUCUUAGAUUUUUUCUUGUUUCUAUAAAGUUUAAGGUAGGAAAUAAUUCAAUUUCCCAUUAUUUAAGCCUUGGAAAUUAGUGAAAACAUUGUGACCUGUGAAUUUUUCUACAGUAGGACUUGAAGUGGAAAAAUUUGGAAGUGAGUGAAUUCCAAGUAGGUUUCAUUUCAUAGAAAACGCCUCAAAAUGAGAUUUUCCUCGAAUAUUUUUGGAAAAUUCAGGUUGAACUGGACUGCGACAGUCCGAACUUUUGCGCCAUCGGAGCCAAGGCUCACGCUCUUCUUUCGAACGGCGAUUGGAUACACGCCGUGGGAAGUAUCCGUCAAGGUGAUUCUUGUCGUAUUUUAUUCAUUAUUUUCUAUUGUCAAAGCGCACUUGGCUUUUAUUUUGACAAAUUUGGAAGUGUCGGAAAAUAUCUAAAAAUUGAAAGUACUACAAAAAAACAUUUGGAAGGAUCCCGUUUUGUGGCCUUCAAUUUUUGCUCAAAGAAUCAAAAAAGGUUGAAAAAGGUAGAAAUUGAGGAAAAAUUAGUAUAGGGUAAAAAAAAAGGACGUGAAAAUGCGACCUGAACGAACCUUUUUCACUUUUUUGAAACAGUUUGCGAAAACCUUGGAGUUCAAAUGUGCCUAUAUAUGAAGAAAGAGAGGUGCGUCAAAACUAUUGAAACAUUACAAAAAUCCAAUCUAAGCUUCUUUUUUUGCUUUUCCAAUGAUUUUCGAACCUCAGAAGCAAUAAAAUGGCUGUUUUUUCUUUCUAGCUUUUUAUUCUGAAGUACAUCGAAACUCUUUACUAGCCAUGCGCGUUUAGAUGAAACAAAAUUCAACCUUUUUUAUAAUCAUAAAUAAUUCCAGGAAUGACUGGAAGCCUCUAUGAUGGCAAGACCUUCGCCUUGGUCGACGCUUUGACGAAGCCGAGAUGGGCGAAACUGGGAGUAGAGGUACCGGAAGACGAGAAAAGCCAAGUCGUCAUCGACCCAGCCACCAAUACGGUCUAUGUCGCUUCAACUAAUGCCGUCUCAAAAGCGUCCUUGAUUUAACCGUGGUUUUGAUGACUAUAUGUGUAUUUGUUGUGUUUGGGAAUAAAUAUUGGGUUUUUUUUUAGCUUUUUCGGCUCAGAAAAAAAUAUUGUUGGAAGAAAAACCUUCCUGAAGCAUAGGGAAGAGCAUCAAAAUUAUUAAUUUGAUGAUUAUUUUUUUCAUGAAUUAAUCUGACUGAUUUUUUUCGAAUUUUGUUACAAAAUGAAUGAAUAUUAAAGUUAUUUUAAUCUAGAAAUUUAUAAAAAAAUUUUUUUCAAGAAUUUUUUUCCAACUUGAUAAAAAAAGGCAUUUGUCGACCUCCAUCUCCAGGAAGAUUUUUUUUAAAGCUUUUUUUUCAAAAAUUUUUUUCACUAGAAUCAGAAUCUAAUGUCUCCAUUGGACUCUGCGUCAUCAUUGAAAUGUCGUUUUUCUAAUUGAUCCAAUUGAAAUAAAUUAGUGAGCACGAAGUUUUCAGUGCACCCGUUUUCUUUACUUUGGACUUUGAAUAUCUUAAAACUAUCAUCGAGUGUUUAUAAUAACAAAAAAGGCGAUCAAAAAGAAAAUAUCCUCGAGAGGAAUCGAACUCGCCACCCUCUGAACGAUAGACAAGUUCACAGUCGCUAAGCCCAGAUUGCUUUGGCAAACUUGACCAUUUUUUCAAAGUCUGACUAGGGAACUACUCGGACUCGGGUACGCGUUUCGAGUUGAAACUUUGGUGGCUUAUAGACCCGGGUAAGAGUACUUGGAAACAAGAGAGAUUAUCUGCUAAACCCCAUAGGCUUCUGAGAAAAAGCUUUUUGAAAAUGAACAGUUUAGGCUUGAAAAUUAUAAAAUUUUUGCUUUCUCCUUCUUUUUCAAUUUCAUUUCAUUUUCAAUUUGUUUAUUUUUCGCAACAUCGGGAUGGUAUAGUGAUGUUGCAGGGAGGGAAAAAGACCACUAGGUGGAUUAACUAACCCCACCUGUGAAGAAAAAAAAAAGUUCUUUUUGUGUAAGAAAAGAAACAUAGAACCAUAAUAAGUAGAUAUUUAAAACCAAGUUGAUUAUGGCAAAAAUCUGUGCACACUUGAAAGAAUAUGCUCGACGCCAACAUCUUCUGCAUACACUAAAAACAUGUCCUUAAAUUUUUUCUUGUCUUCCUCUGCCAAUAAUUCAUGUUCAAUGUCAUUCCAAACAUUAGUAAUGCGAUGUGAUAAGAAAUUGAAGAAAACCAGAGAAGGUUUCGUUUUUAUUAAUUUAAAACCAUUUCCUCUGAGCUGACUGGGACGGUCAAAGAUGUUAUGUACCUGGAUGGGAAAGUCUGACCAGCACUUUUUAUGCAAAAACUGAUGUGAUAACACCAGAUCCUUAACUAAACGCCUAAACCAAAGAGGUUGAAGACCUAAACGUUUUAACCGUUCAUUAUAUUCCAUUCUUGGGAAAAGGCGCUUGGUGAAACGCCUCUGGACCGAUUCUAAUCGAUCAAUAUCUGAUUUUGGCUGGAAAAAAGUUUUUUUUUAAAUUUAUCAUCGCCGGAUCAUUCAAGGCGAUUGUAUUAAAAUACAAAAUAAGGUAAAAAGCAGUGUUCUGAAAAUUUUCAGGUCUAAUUUUCACAUUUUCUACUAAUUUUUUCUCAGUUCUCUAUUGCGUUUAGCAGAUAUUCUAACUUGUUUUCAAGUAUUCUGACUUGGGUCUAUAAUCCACUAAAGUUUGAACUCGAAACCCGUACCCGAGCCCGAGUAGUUCCCUAGUGAGACCAUUCGACGCUUCGUCAUUGAAUUUUUGAUCUAAUAUUGGGCCAUAAGCCAUACGCUCCCGACCAGAAACUACUUUCGCCCGAUUGCCUUCUUUAGCAAAUAGACAAAGUCGCUCAAGGUCGGGUGCAGCCAAAGUUGGAAAAUCACGACAUCCUGUGCUAUCCUAUGUGAUUUGAAAACUCAAUUUAAAUUUUUUUCUUUUUCAAAUUUUAUGGUGAUUGUUGAACCCUUCGUCAUAACUGAUUUGUUAUUCUCCUAAAUUUGGGAGCACAGAGUUAUUUUCGCACCCGUUUUCUCUACUUUGGCCUAUUAAUAAAAAAGGCUUGUUCAAAAUCUGAAGUCCACGCGGCUUUUCUCCUGAGAUUAUCAAUCCAAGAACCUCGAACACUUUCCCACACUCCACGUGCUGCUUGGAAUUAUCUCACGACCCCGGAAAGAUAAAGAACUGAAAAAACCACUGCAGAGGAAAACGCCUCAUAAUUUCGCCUCACGACUAUUAUCUAGUUACUCCGAGUCAUUAUGGAGAACUCUUUGGAAAGCAAAGAUUCGAUAAAAAUCCUUAAAAAUAUUGUCAUUGGUAUUGCGACUGUGGGCUUUAUUUGGAGCACUAUUCUGCUUUUCGUCGCUCUUUGGUUUGUUUUUUUAGUUUUACUUUGUUUUUUUUGUUCGUUUAUCGUCGUCUUUUUAAAUUCAUUCAACGAUAUAUCAUUAGGAUUAGCCAAAAAGUCCAUAAAUUUAAAAAAAGGUGAAAAAAACGGGUAAAGGAUGAUUUUUAGAUACCCGUCUUUCAAUGACUUUUAUGGAAAAUUUCUCUUAUUUUUUUUUGUUUGCGAAAUUUCGAACCCAUAAAUUGUAUAUUCGGGUUGAGAAUAAGCUUGUAAAUUAAAAAAAUUCAACUAAAAGCGAGAAUCGAAACUCUCAAGCUAUAAAAAAAUCGCUUUCUUCAGUAUCUCAAUUCAACUUAACCCAGAAAUAUAAUUAAAAUUACUAAUUUUCAGCGUGAAAACGGCCACUUUCCGCAGUUACAAGCACAUAAUUAUUCUACAUGCGGUCAUUGGACAAGGCUACAGUACCGUCGUUGGUCUGAUAGUGCCGGUAAUUUUUGUUACCUCACAAAAAUGGCUCAACGUGUUGCGGUUAUCUUUGCACCCGAACAGAAAAUACUUGCGCGUGGCGGCGUCUCAUAGCGCUCAAGAGGGUCGCGCAGCUUGAGAAUAAAAAUAUGGAAUAAUAAAGGCCUCGAGACUAUGAGCCAUUCCACGCACCUUCAACACUUGAUAUGAACGACUCAACCCGCUGGAAUUACCUUUGCACCCGAGCAGAAACUCCUUGCGCGUGGCGGCAUCUUUCAGCUCUCAGGAAAGUCGGCUGCAAACUUAAGGAAGCUACAAAGUUGAAAAACAACGGCCGCAACGCGUUGAGCCAUCCCAUGCACUUUCAAAAAUCGAUAAAAUUUCAUGAAAAUUGUUUUUCAGUACUGCCGAGUGAGCAAAGGCGAGAUGAUCAUGUUCUCGGUCGGACCCUUUGAUUUUGUCGCGAAAUCUUCAUUUUUCACCAUUCUCAACGCUUGUCUCCAUUCAUCAGCUAUGAUGCUCGUCUGCUAUUCUUUCGUGGUUCAAUAUUUCUACAUUUGCAGGUUUUUUUCUUUUCUUUUCAUGGCAAUUCUAACGGUUCAACUCAACAUAAAUUUAGGAAUCUUGAAUUUUUCAUUUUGAGAAAAAUGGAUUCAAAGCUUUUGUAAGAAAAAAAAACCUGACUCUUGAAAAAAAAAUUCAACGUGAGAAUUGAACCUAAUGUGUCAUAAUCCUUCUGAGCUUUCUACUUAUUUUUUUCUUCAUUCCACCGAAAUUUAAAGUUUUUUUCCGAAUAUCUCAACAAAUUCUCAAUUAAAAAAAGCUAUCAGAAUGGUUUUUCAAAAAUCUGCCAUGAAUUUUUUCUCACUCAUAAUUGAGAUAUUGGACAGAUUUUUCAUUCAAAAACGCUUUUUUUUUUAAAUGUUUUACUCUGCAGCAAAAUUGUUUUCUUCUGUUAAUAUUUUUCUUCCAGACCCAACGUCCUGAUGGCCAAAGCCAAAACCUUCUACACCUCCUCAAUUAUCGCUAGUUUCUACAUUUUGUUGAAUUGGAACGUGAUUAUUUAUCUUUGUUUCUGUCCUCAAGAGAAUAUUGACAAGGGACUCGCAGAAACUUUGAACCCGAAUCAAGAAUUUCUGAGGGAGCGGGCGAUUUUGGCGAUCUCGAAUCAGGUGAUUAGUGGACAUUUCGGUUUUAGAUGUGGAAAUUAACUAGUAAACCAACGCAAAACUUGGUCAAAAUACAACAGUUUGAGGCUAUCUUCGAAAAAGAUCCGAAAAAAACGCAACGCGACCGCGACGCGUUGAGCCAUUCUUAAUGCGACCAAAUCUUUCAUUCUCUUCAAAAUUCUUCUUGAAAUCGCAUAAGCAUUGAAAGACCAAGAAUAACACUGAAAACGCUUAUUCGUCAUGAGACCUUUAUGAAUAUUAUCUGUGGAUUUUGAAGUAGCCGACAAACUGUUUUUUUUCGUGUCUAUGACCUAAAUUAGCGAGAUCUCUUAUCUCCAACAAAACUCCAUUUUCCAGUACUUCACCCCGUUAUCCUCCUUCCUGAUCGUGGAAAUGUUCGUAAUACUAUUCCUAGUGGGCGCAGUGACAGCCGCAGCAGCCAACCGAAUUCUUCUGAAGAUCAGAUCCGAUAUGAUAACCGGAACCCGACAAAAACACUACGCGAACAUAUUCCGGAUGCUUCUGAUCCAAUGUAUUGCCCCGGCUCUUUUCUGCGUUUUUCCGACUUUCUGCGACCUCGCCGCGGCUCUACUAGGCCUAGAUAUCGGAUCAGUUCUGCCUAUCAUUAUAUCAAUCACCCUACCGACUUUCCCAAUAUUCAACGUUUCCAUUCUGAUAUUCCAAAUCAAAGAUUAUCGCGGAUUUGUUUUCGGUUGUUUCAAGCAAGUGGAAAAGGUUCGAAUUUCAACUUCAAAGCUUCAAAAUAAUCAUUUUCUUCAGAAAACCAGCACCGUGAGGACCAAUUCAUUGCCAAGAUUGUCGCUUUUUUGA